Messenger RNA from Sphaeramia orbicularis (orbiculate cardinalfish), 1859 nucleotides. RefSeq names its product FSD1-like protein. The transcript is spliced from 14 exons. The coding region runs from base 24 to 1505 and encodes 493 amino acids. The record is from RefSeq and is a predicted model, not a curated record. NCBI's taxonomy places the organism in Eukaryota, Metazoa, Chordata, Actinopteri, Kurtiformes, Apogonidae. Gene Ontology annotation, molecular function: protein binding.
UCUCUCUCUCUCUCUCUCAGGUUAUGGACGCUCAAAAGGAAGCUCUGCGCAGGAUCAUCAGCACUUUAACCAGUAAGAAUGAAGACCUGCAGAACUUCCUGGAAACGGUCGACAACACGCUGACGGGGCUCCAGGACGAGUCAUGGAAAGUGAUGUCAGAGCUGGAGGCGGAGCUUGAGCUCUUACGUUCCACUCUGGAGGAGAAAGGGGCGGAGCUUCGAGCCGCCAUUAAAGAGGAGCAGCAGAGGAAGGAGGCGGAGCUUCAGAACCAGCUGUCGGAGGGAAAGUUCGCGCUGUUGUCGUGUGAAGAGCUGCUGGAGUUCGCAAACCAAACCCUGACCAUCACCAACGAAGAAGAAUUCCUAAAGGCGGCGAAACAAAUCAAAGAACGGGUAACCAUGGCUCCGGCUUUCCGCCUGUCAACUCGUCUGGCGGCAUCGGAGAACAUGUCGCAGUUUACUGUCGACUUCAGCGUGGAGAGGGCGGAGCUUCAGCGGCUGCACUUCCUGCCAGUUCCUCGAGCUCCAGAGGUCGACGCCUCCAGCUGCGUUGCCCGUGACAACACCAUCACGGUUGCCUGGCGACCGGCCGGUGAAGACGCUCCGGACGGUAACUCCGGCAGCGGACGAGUCGGAUGCUACGAAGUGGAAUAUCGAAAAACCAACCGCGACAACGCCCUGAGGACGGCAGGAGAGGCAUGCUGGGAAAAAAUCCAGGACAUCAGAGAGACACAGGUCACUAUCACAGAUCUGAAGUUUGAUUCACAAUUCAUCGUCAUUCGAGUUCGAGCGAGAAAUAAAACAGCAGCCGGAGAGUUUUCAGAGCCGGUCGUCGUGGAAACAAGAGCGUUCAACUUCAGCUUCGAUGCAGCUUCGGCUCAUCCUGAGCUGAAGGUUCAGAGCGACACGGUGACCUGGGAACCACAGGGGGUCAAAGGUCACGACCCCCGACUCAAAGGCAAAGACCCUAAGCCCAGCAGCAGGAGCGCCACUCCUUCGCCCAAUAAGACGGCAGGAAGUCGAGCCGCCCGGUUCGCUGGCGAGUCGUACACCGUCCUGGGUGACCAGGAGAUGAACGGUAGCUGUCACUACUGGGAGCUCCGCCCCCUGGCUGACUGGAAGUCAUUCAGUGUGGGCGUGGCCUACAGAGCCAGUCUAGGCCGUUUUGACCAAUUAGGAAAGAGCUCAGGUUCAUGGUGUUUGCACGGCAGCCAAUGGCUGCAGACGACGCUUUCUGCAAAACACAACAACCGAGCCAAGGCGCUGGAGUGGCCGCUGCCGCAGCGAAUCGGAAUCUACUGUGACUACGACAACGGUGACUUGCUGUUUAUCGACGUGGACCGUCUUCGUCUUCUUCACUCCUUCAGAACAAAGUUCACUCAUCCACUGGUGCCCGCCUUCACCGUUUGGUGCGGUGGUAUCUCCAUAACAACCGGCCUGCAGGUGCCGAGCUUCAUGGGAAAUUUCCUGUCGACCAAUCGGAGCCUGAGUAACCUGUCACAGUGAAGCAGAGCAGCAGCUACUUCCUGUUUUUUAUCGUUAUUAUUAUUGUGUUAAUGAUUAUUUAAUGAGUUAUAUUUACUAAUUAAAAACGUAAGAAAAUAAAUAAUAUGUAAAAUAUCUGUGAAUCAUUAUCAAAUAAUAACUUUAUACUUUUUAAAUGUUUUAUAUUUUCAAAAUCCUAGUUUUACUGCGAUUGCUUUUAUUUUGAAGAAUUUCUAAACUGGAGUGAAAGCUUUUAUUUUGAAGAACAUUUCUGAAACAAAGCUGUAGCAUUUAUUUUGAAAUUUAAGAACUUCCUGUCACUUUGGGAUGAUCAUGUGACUGUGACAUCACACUUUAUUAAAAACAGAAUUUGAC